UAACACAGUGCAUAAGGAGACUGCUCAUACUAAUUAUAUAUUCAUCCGCUAGACCUUCCAUCACACAACACAUCCGUGUUCCAAUCUUUUCAUCUCAAAUAUAGAGAACUCGACUACAUCUUUACACUAUUCGAACCUUUAAUUCAAUCUAUCUCUAUUCAGAAAUGGAUGAUUGCAAGAUACCGAUGGAGCUGUUGAUUGAUAUCUUGGUGAAGUUACCGGUAAAAUCUCUCAUGCGUUUUAAAUGUGUGUGCAAACAUUUCUACGAUUUGAUAAAGCACAAUCAUCACUUGAUACACAAAUUCUAUGAAAUUAAUAGAGAGAAAUAUCACUGUGCUAUUAUAGAGCAGCCAAUUGGAUCUAGUCACCGCCCUAAUCAAAUGUUCAGCCUGCUUUAUCAAGAACCGGAGUCUAAUGAGAUUGGGUGCAUGUCCGUAGAUUUCCCAAAUUCAAAGACAAGAUUUGUAAGUUGUUGCCAUGGAAUGUUUUGUUUCAUUCUGGGUAAAGGAGAUAUUCUUAUCCGUUGGAGUGAGUUUUCUGAAGAUUUGAGUUUCGAUGUUCUGCUAUGGAACCCAUCCAUCAGGGAAAUCAAAGUGUUACCGUCUAUUACUGUGCCUAACAUCCCGCCCCCUCAAUUCCUUGUCGCAUAUCUUAUGUUUGAAGGGUUUGGAUUUGGGGUUUCUAACAGCAUGUCUUGGAAGGUUGUCAUGCUCUGGCAUUUCGCAAGUUGUGCGGUCGAUCACAAACAUAAUUAUGAAUUCGUUAUGGUUUGCAGCCAAGUAGGUGAUGGUUCAUGGAGCUGGAGGCAAAUUGAUGCUCUUCCAAAUGUGCCUGUGAAGUCUAAUCAAGAUUUUUAUUUCCAGGGGAAAUACUAUUGGCAGGUACAAAAUAUAGAUUUUGUGGAUUCACAUCAGUUGCUGUGGUUUGACUUGGAUGAUGAGGUAUUUGGGACGAUCGAGUUGCCAGCCAGAAGGGAACACUUUUCAUUUACUGUGGCAAAUGAGACUAUUGCUAUGAUUUGUUGUUGUCCUCCAGAGAAUAGCAAUUACAUUGAGAUUUGGCUAAUGAGGGAAAAAGCUAACAAUGUGGAUUGGCAUAAACAGUGGAGGAUAGAAUGUGGAGCAAGCAUUGACAAGCAUGAGUAUUGGAAUCCAGUGGGGUUUGGAACCUGGGAGGAAUCUUGGUUCCCUAUUGGUAUUUGGAGUCUGGGUGGUCGUUCUCAUUUGCUUGCAUUUCCUUAUAUGAGCACUUAUCGCAGGAAUGAUUACCCCGGUUCACUUGUAGGUUUUCCUGAUGGAGAAAACUAUAUCCCAUACUUAAUUUCUGUUGAUUUGGAAACUCAAGAAAUGAAGAUGAUCUACUUAACUCUAGAAAAGAAGGGUGUUAAGUUUGCUUCAAAUCCGACGGGGUAUACUCAGGUUUACAAGAAAAGCAAUAUUGAUAUAACUCAAGAAUGGAAGGAUCAUAAGAUCUUUCCAACACAGAGCUCCUAUGCUAGAAUAUGUAGUCAAAGUCUACAACUUAUAUAGAAAACACAUACUUAUCUUUGUAAUACUUGGUUUGGCAUUUGAAACAUGAACCUUUUUGUAAGUUUUAUUAUUAUUUGCACUACUUUGUACACGCUAAGAGUUAUGUGGCUUUACUUGGGAAAAUAAGAUUCUGAUUCAGUGCAAUCUUCAAGUGUAGUGUUAAUUCUGAUUCAGUGCAAUCUUCAAGUGUAGUGUUUAUUGAUAGGAGAGAGUGUGCGAACAACUUGCUGCUUGGUGAAUCCUUGUACUAUUAUAAAGAAAAUCUUGUUAAUGCUUAAUAUGGAGUAUGAGUACUAGUGUGCAAACAACUUGCUACUUGAUGUUUUCACUACAAUAGCAAUUCAUUUCAUUUGUACAUGCCAUUUUGCACACGUUUUCUCUACAUCCUGAUACUUUGUCUAUAUCACAUUAUCACAUGUAUCUAUUUCAAAAAAUGCUCAGAGCCGGCAUGUGAAUUUGACUCACAAUUGGCAUAAGUUGACCAUACUUGCAGUUAGGUUCUUCAGCUUGGAUUCAAAUAGAAAUUAGGUGGUUUCAAAUCGAAAUAAAACCAGUCAUAUAUGAGAUUUUUGCCUUUUUGCUUCCAACAGUUUUGCUCAACUUUCCUUUUUGAUCAGAUUGGCAGUAGAAUGGGAGGGAGCAUUCUGAUUGAUGAUCCUUGUCAUUAAGCUGCCUCCCUUCUUUCGUGCCGGUCACUUCAUCUUCCACUCCUCCACAUCCUGCGUCCAGAAGAAAAAACCAACCGUGAAGCUCUGACAACUUGAAAAAUCAUCCUCCACUCCUCCAAAAUCAUGCGUCCACAUACUUCGAAUAACUUUUUCAUUAUACUUAUUAAAUUUAUGAAACACAACGUUUUAAAGAAUUGUUAGUUGUGUUAGUAAAAUAUUAUUUUUUUUAUUAAAUAAAGUUGUUGACUAAUAAC
Molecule: messenger RNA, 2451 nt
Organism: Cuscuta europaea
Lineage: Eukaryota; Viridiplantae; Streptophyta; Magnoliopsida; Solanales; Convolvulaceae
Source: the annotation of a GenBank genome assembly